CCCCAUGGCCACCCAGCCUCCUGGCCAGGACUGAAACCAGAGGUGCAGUGGGCUGACCCCUGUGCCCCACCCCCAGAGACAUGCCAGCGUGGGCAGUAGGGCAUUUUCUGGGAUGGAUGACCUGGAUCCCCUAGCCAUCGAUGUCCUGUUUGAAGAAUGGAACCCUCCCACAGAGAACAGUCAAGAUGAUCAGGCAGUUUGCAGAUCUCCAGGGGAGCCCGCCAUUGUGGUCAACAUGGCCUCUGAAGACAUUGCCAAACUGGCAGAGACACUGGCCAAAACCCAGGUGGCCGGGGGACAGCUGAGCUUCAAGGGAAAAAGCCUCAAACUCAACACCGCGGAAGAUGCUAAAGAUGUGAUUAAAGAGAUCGAAGACUUUGCUGACUUGGAGGCUCUGCGCCUGGAGGGCAACACCGUGGGCGUGGAAGCAGCUAAAGUCAUCGCCAAGGCCUUGGAGAAGAAGUCGGAGCUUAAGCGAUGCCACUGGAGCGACAUGUUCACUGGGAGGCUGCGGUCCGAGAUCCCACCAGCCCUGAUCUCACUAGGGGAGGGGCUCAUCACAGCUGGGGCUCAGCUGGUGGAGCUGGACCUGAGUGACAACGCGUUCGGACCCGAUGGCGUGCGAGGCUUUGAGGCCCUGCUCAAGAGCUCAGCCUGCUUCACCCUGCACGAGCUCAAGCUCAACAACUGCGGUAUGGGCAUCGGCGGUGGCAAGAUCCUGGCAGCGGCUCUGACCGAGUGUCACCACAAGUCCAGUGCCCAGGGCAAGCCCCUGGCUCUGAAAGUCUUCGUGGCUGGCAGAAACCGGCUGGAGAACGAUGGAGCCACUGCCUUGGCAGAAGCUUUUGGGAUCAUCGGGACUCUGGAGGAGGUCCACAUGCCACAGAAUGGCAUCAACCACCCUGGCAUCACUGCCCUGGCCCAGGCCUUCGCCAUCAACCCCCUGCUGCGGGUCGUCAACCUGAACGACAACACCUUCACAGAGAAGGGCGCCAUGGCUAUGGCUGAGACUCUGAAGACCUUGCGGCAGGUGGAGGUGAUCAAUUUCGGGGACUGCCUGGUGCGCUCCAAGGGUGCAGUUGCCAUUGCAGAUGCUGUCCGCGGAGGCCUGCCCAAGCUGAAGGAGCUGAACUUGUCGUUCUGUGAAAUCAAGAGAGAUGCCGCCCUGGCUGUUGCCGAGGCCGUUGCGGACAAGACUGCGCUGGAGAAGCUGGACCUCAAUGGCAACACCCUGGGAGAAGAAGGCUGCGAACAGCUUCAGGAGGUGCUGGACGGCUUCAACAUGGCCAAGGUGCUGGCAUCCCUCAGUGAUGAUGAAGGUGAGGAUGACGAGGAUGAGGAGGAAGAGGAAGGAGAAGAGGAAGAGGAAGAAGAAGAGGAAGAGGAAGAAGAGGAGGAGGAGGAAGAGGAGGAAGAACCACAGCAACGAGGGCAAGGAGAGGCGUCGACCACACCCUCAAGGAAGAUUCUGGACCCUAACAGUGGAGAACCAGCUCCAGUGCUGUCCUCCCCGCCUGCUGCCGACGUCUCCACCUUCCUGGCCUUCCCCUCUCCAGAGAAGCUGCUGCGCCUGGGGCCCAAGAGUUCCGUGUUGAUAGCCCAGCAGACUGACACAUCUGACCCGGAGAAGGUGGUCUCUGCCUUCCUGAAGGUGUCUUCUGUGUUCAAGGACGAAGCCACCGUGAGGACAGCCGUUCAGGAUGCAGUAGAUGCCCUGAUGAAGAAGGCCUUCAGCUCAUCGACCUUCAACUCCAAUGCCUUCCUCACCAGGCUCCUGGUCCACAUGGGUCUACUCAAGAGUGAAGACAAGAUCAAGGCCAUCGCCAACCUCUACGGCCCCCUGAUGGCUCUGAACCACAUGGUGCAGCAGGACUACUUCCCCAAGGCCCUCGCACCCCUGCUGCUGGCCUUCGUGACCAAGCCCAACGGCGCCCUGGAGUCCUCCGGCCGCCCGGCCCCCCCCCGCCCCCCCCCGCCACAGUCUGCUGCAGACGCUGUACAAGGUCUAGACGCGAAGCCGGCUUAUCCUGUCCCUCGGCCUAGACCAGCCACUUGGGGAGGGACUCGGAUGAACUGAGUGGCAGCCAUGCCUUCCGUUGGACAGACGCUGGCCAGAGCAGGGAGGAUGUGCGUCUGUGUCACGUCUGUCCUAGUGUGUGUGCUUCCUGUCGGGAUCUGGGUUUUCAGUGUGUCCCUGCUGGACUGGCCCUGGGCCGCAGUUGGGGGUCAGCCCAGGGCAGGCGGCUGUGAGCUGCUCUGUCAUUAAACUCCCGCCACCUGAGGGCACGCUGCUGAUCUGUGCCUCAGGUUCCAGGCCCUGGUGGCUGUCCCCACCCGCCUUGCCUUCCUACCCCCACCUACCCGGGCUGCACAGAAGCCUGGGGAGUUGCUGUGCGUGUGUGUCCCCUCCCUCUGUGCUACGGGGCUCUCCCUGCCCUGCUGUGGCUGUGCGCGGAGCUGCCUCUGCUCACUGUGCCCAAACCCUGGGCCUGUAGCGUGAAGAGCAGAGACUGCUGGGUGGCACCAGGGGCUGGCAGCAGUGGGUGGGAAGAGGAGCCAGUGGGCAGAUGCCAGUUUGUCCAAUGCUGGAGGUGCAGGGACUGCACUGGCUCAAGGACCUGGGGGCCCUCCCCUGGCUGCUGGGGAGGAACCUGUCCCAGCCGAGUCAGGGGUGUGAUAUAGGGCCUCCUGAUGCCUGAGCUGGGCAGUGGCCCUGGGGACUGGGCUGGGCAGGAGAGGCCCUGUGGCCGCCCAUGCUUUCUCCUUUGUGUCUUGUGUGUGUCUGGGCUGUGCCCGGGGGCUUCACCAAUAAAGUCAUGUGUGGCCGUGGCA
Molecule: messenger RNA, 2832 nt
Organism: Tupaia belangeri chinensis (Chinese tree shrew)
Lineage: Eukaryota; Metazoa; Chordata; Mammalia; Scandentia; Tupaiidae
Gene: RANGAP1
Product: Ran GTPase activating protein 1
Exons: 16
Coding region: 113-2077 (654 amino acids)
Biological process (GO): nucleocytoplasmic transport; signal transduction; activation of GTPase activity
Cellular component (GO): cytosol; nucleus; perinuclear region of cytoplasm
Molecular function (GO): small GTPase binding; GTPase activator activity
Source: RefSeq, a predicted model, not a curated record